Molecule: messenger RNA, 4911 nt
Organism: Passer montanus (Eurasian tree sparrow)
Lineage: Eukaryota; Metazoa; Chordata; Aves; Passeriformes; Passeridae
Gene: POLR3A
Product: RNA polymerase III subunit A
Exons: 29
Coding region: 18-3992 (1324 amino acids)
Biological process (GO): DNA-templated transcription
Molecular function (GO): DNA-directed RNA polymerase activity; DNA binding
Source: RefSeq, a predicted model, not a curated record
CUCGCUCCGCCGCCGCGAUGGUGAAGGAGCAGUUCAGGGAGACCGAUGUGGCCAAGAAAAUAAGCCACAUAUGUUUUGGCAUGAAAUCUCCAGAAGAGAUGCGUCAGCAAGCUCACAUCCAAGUGGUCAGCAAGAAUUUGUAUAGUCAGGACAACCAUCACUCUCCACUGCAAUAUGGAGUGCUGGACCAUCGCAUGGGAACCAGUGAAAAAGACCGUCCCUGUGAAACCUGUGGGAAAAGUCUGGCUGACUGUUUAGGGCAUUAUGGGUACAUUGACUUAGAGCUACCAUGCUUUCACGUUGGGUACUUCAAAGCUGUGAUAGGCAUCUUACAGAUGAUCUGCAAAACCUGUUGCCACAUCAUGCUGUCAGUGGAAGAAAAAAAGCAGUUUUUAGAUUACCUAAAACGACCUGGCCUUACCUAUCUUCAGAAGAGAGGGCUAAAAAAGAAAGUGUCUGAGAAGUGCCGAAAGAAAAACACGUGUCCUUACUGUGGGGCCUUUAAUGGAACUGUGAAGAAGUGUGGUUUGUUGAAGAUAAUACAUGAAAAGUACAAGACAAAUAAGAAAGUCGUAGAUCCAAUAGUAUCUACUUUUCUCCAGUCCUUUGAAACUGCCAUUGAAUAUAACAAAGAAGUAGAACCCUUACUGGGAAGAGCUCAGGAAAACUUGAAUCCUUUGGUGGUAUUGAACCUCUUUAAAAGAAUCCCAGUGGAAGACAUCCCUCUACUUCUAAUGAACCCCCAAGCAGGUAAACCUUCAGAUCUGAUCCUCACACGACUCCUGGUGCCCCCGCUGUGUAUCAGACCCUCUGUUGUGAGCGAUUUGAAAUCUGGCACCAAUGAGGAUGAUUUGACAAUGAAACUGACAGAGAUCAUUUUCCUCAAUGAUGUGAUAAAAAAGCAUAGGAUAUCAGGAGCCAAAACACAGAUGAUAAUGGAAGACUGGGAUUUUCUUCAACUGCAGUGUGCCCUGUACAUUAAUAGUGAGCUCUCUGGCAUACCCCUCAACAUGGCACCUAAAAAAUGGACCAGAGGUUUUGUUCAGAGACUUAAGGGAAAGCAAGGUCGGUUUAGAGGCAAUCUGUCUGGAAAGAGAGUGGAUUUUUCUGGCAGAACAGUCAUUUCACCUGAUCCUAACUUAAGAAUAGAUGAAGUAGCAGUGCCUAUUCAUGUUGCUAAAAUAUUGACCUUUCCUGAAAAGGUGAACAAAGCAAAUAUUAAUUUUAUGAGGAAACUUGUCUGUAAUGGUCCUGAUGUUCAUCCUGGAGCAAACUUCAUACAGCAAAGGCACACCCAAAUGAAAAGAUUUUUGAAAUACGGGAACCGAGAGAAGAUGGCCCAGGAGCUGAAGUUUGGUGACAUUGUGGAGCGACAUCUGAUAGAUGGUGACAUCGUCCUGUUCAACCGACAGCCCUCUCUGCACAAGCUGAGCAUCAUGGCUCACAUUGCUAGAGUAAAACCUCAUAGGACAUUCAGGUUCAAUGAAUGUGUCUGUACACCAUACAAUGCAGACUUUGAUGGAGAUGAGAUGAACCUUCACCUUCCUCAGACAGAAGAGGCAAAAGCAGAAGCACUUGUUUUAAUGGGGCCUGUAACACUCUGGACAGGAAAACAGGUUUUCAGCCUCAUUCUCAAACCCAGUGAUGAUUGUCCUGUAAAAGCCAACCUACGAACAAAGGGCAAACAGUAUUGUGGCAAAGGGGAGGACCUGUGUUACAAUGAUUCUUAUGUCACAAUUCAAAACAGCGAGUUAAUGAGUGGCAGUAUGGACAAAGGAACACUGGGGUCAGGAUCCAAGAACAACAUCUUCUACAUCUUGCUGAGAGACUGGGGCCAGGUGGAAGCUGCAGAUGCCAUGUCACGUCUGGCCAGGCUUGCUCCAGUCUAUCUUUCUAAUCGUGGCUUUUCAAUUGGAAUUGGUGAUGUAACCCCUGGGCAGGGCCUGCUAAAAGCUAAGUAUGAACUCCUGAAUGCUGGCUAUAAGAAAUGUGAUGAGUAUAUUGAAGCUCUGAACACUGGCAAGCUACAGCAGCAGCCUGGUUGUACUGCAGAAGAGACACUAGAGGCCUUAAUCCUUAAAGAACUGUCUGUUAUCAGAGAUCAUGCUGGCAGUGCCUGUCUCAGAGAACUGGACAAGAGCAACAGUCCCCUGAUCAUGGCUCUCUGUGGUUCUAAAGGCUCCUUCAUUAACAUAUCCCAGAUGAUUGCUUGUGUGGGGCAGCAGGCUAUCAGCGGGUCCCGUGUUCCUGAUGGGUUUGAGAACAGGUCCUUGCCUCACUUUGAGAAGCAUUCUAAGCUCCCUGCAGCAAAAGGCUUUGUUGCGAACAGCUUCUAUUCUGGGUUGACUCCCACUGAAUUUUUUUUCCACACAAUGGCUGGUCGAGAAGGUCUGGUUGACACAGCUGUAAAAACAGCUGAAACUGGGUAUAUGCAGAGACGUCUGGUAAAAUCCCUUGAAGAUCUUUGCUCACAGUAUGAUUUAACAGUCAGAAGUUCUACUGGUGACAUUAUACAGUUUAUUUAUGGAGGAGAUGGCUUGGAUCCUGCAGCUAUGGAAGGAAAGGAUGAACCACUGGAAUUCAAGAGAGUUCUAGACAAUAUCAGGGCUGUCUAUCCGUGCCGAAGUGAACCAGCCCUUAGCAAAAAUGAGUUGGUGUUAACAUCCGAGUCCAUCAUGAAAAAGAAUGAAUUUCUUUGCUGCCAAGACAGUUUUCUACAGGAAAUUAAAAAAUUCAUCAAAGGUGUUUCUGAGAAGAUAAAAAAAACUAGGGACAAGUAUGGAAUUAAUGACAAUGGCACAACAGAGCCAAGAGUUUUAUAUCAGUUGGAUAGGAUUACUCCAACACAACUAGAGAAGUUUCUAGAGACUUGCAGAGACAAAUACAUGAGGGCACAGAUGGAGCCUGGUUCUGCAGUAGGAGCUCUUUGUGCACAGAGCAUUGGUGAGCCAGGCACACAGAUGACUCUGAAGACUUUCCAUUUUGCUGGUGUUGCUUCAAUGAAUAUUACUUUGGGUGUGCCAAGAAUCAAAGAAAUCAUUAAUGCUUCAAAGGCUAUUAGCACCCCUAUUAUAACAGCACAGUUGGACAAAGAUGAUGAUCCUGAUUUUGCCCGUCUGGUUAAAGGAAGGAUUGAGAAGACUCUGUUAGGAGAGAUUUCUGAAUAUAUUGAGGAAGUGUUUCUUCCAGAUGACUGUUUCAUCCUAGUGAAGCUGUCUUUAGAGCGCAUUCGACUGCUGAGGUUAGAGGUGAAUGCUGAGACUGUGCGCUACUCAAUUUGCAUCUCUAAACUCAGAGUGAAGCCUGGGGAUGUUGCUGUCCAUGGAGAAGCAGUUGUGUGUGUGACCCCUCGUGAAAAUAGCAAGAGUUCCAUGUAUUAUGUAUUGCAGUCCCUCAAGGAAGAGCUACCAAAGGUUGUAGUGCAAGGCAUACCAGAGGUUUCCCGAGCUGUCAUUCAUGUUGAUGAACAAAGUGGAAAGGAAAAAUACAAACUUCUGGUUGAAGGUGAUAAUCUACGAGCUGUUAUGGCUACUCAUGGAGUGAAAGGAACAAAAACAUCCUCUAACAACACUUAUGAGGUAGAGAAAACUCUGGGAAUUGAAGCUGCUCGGACGACCAUUAUCAAUGAGAUUCAAUACACAAUGGUGAACCAUGGCAUGAGCAUUGACAGGAGACAUGUCAUGUUAUUGUCUGAUCUAAUGACUUACAAGGGUGAAGUUCUGGGCAUUACCAGGUUUGGACUGGCAAAAAUGAAGGAAAGUGUGUUGAUGCUGGCUUCUUUUGAGAAGACUGCAGACCAUCUCUUUGAUGCUGCCUACUUUGGACAGAAGGAUUCUGUUUGUGGUGUUUCUGAGUGCAUCAUCAUGGGAAUUCCAAUGAAUAUUGGAACAGGUCUCUUUAAACUGUUACACAAAGCGGACAAAGAGUCAACCCCUCCCAGGAGGCCUCUGAUAUUUGAUCAUAAUGAAUUUCAUAUUCCCAUUGUUACAUAGCACUUGGACAGAAAACAAGAUAGCAAACCAAGAAAUAGUAAGCAAACAUUAUUUAAAUUAAGCGAAAUGUAUUAUUGCUUCUAUGUGUCUCAGUAGAAGUGAAUUGGUAAGUGAAAUUGUAUCAAAAGAAUUGCCCAGUUGUUCACCACCUGUGGUUAGUACAGAUCCUCAAAGGAGAGAGUGCAUCAGAGAGUGGAAACAAUUUUAAAGUGAUAUUUUUUCAUGUGAUAGUGUCAGCUCUUUCUGUUAACCUUAGUGGGUGCAAGCGGUAUGUAUGCAGUACUGUUAACUCAGUAUUUAUUUAACGUGUAUUCAGAUUUUAUUAAAAACCAGAAAGAAAAUUGCAAUAGAGUUCUGUGAGCUUGCCCAGAGUGCUUUUGGAAGAGUCCUGUCUGCAGGAGCUGCAGAGGUCAGUGCACAGCUUUUGAGAACAGGAACUUCAGAAAGCCGGAACUGAGUCUGUGAUUAAUUCUUUGUGAGUUCAGGAACACUGUUCGAAGUGUUUGAAAUAUUUGCUCUUUGCUUUUGGUACUUUUAAUGGGGUUUCUUUUAUUGCGAAUUAUUAUCCAGUAAAUUAGUUUCCUCCCCAGGAUUCUGUUUUGGGACCAUAUCUACAAGAAGCUGUACAUUGUGGAUGCUACUAAAUUCUGAGAAGACUGUUGUAAGACUAUUGCAAAUGACAGAUAGCUUUUCAUAUGACAGCAACUGUCUUAACUGCUGGAACCAGUAACUUACAGAAGUCCUAGUUUGGGGAAAGUUUCCUAAUUGAGCAGGAUCUGAGCAACCUACUUUGAUUUUGUUAUAUAAAGUAGAAAUUGAAGGGGAUACUGGUUUUAUGCAUUGCUGGCAAAUAAUUUGGAAGUAUUUUUAGCUUUAGUCCACUAAAGCAGUUAUCAGAAUAAAUAUAGAUUUCAAAUCA